AUGGACCGGGUCGCUGCCUUCCUCCACCUCGACCCCCCCAAAAUCGACCAAACACCCAUCACCCCCGCACUGAGCCACUUGUCACCGCACCACACCGCAGCACAGCAGCACAGGAGAGGCGGAGCGGCACUGGCGGCUGUGCAAGGGGCAGCGGGAAGCGGUGUGAGCAGCCCAGGCCUAGCCCAUGGCAUCCGGCAAGGCGGGGGGCCGGGGGUGCAUGGACAUGGGGCUCCGGGGGCCCAUGGGCAGGGGGCGCAUGGGCAGGGGGAGGAGGUGGCAGCAGCGCCAUUGAGCAAGCGGGUGGCGUACCGAGUGGAUGUGCUCUUCUCCACCCACUCCUACGUCAAGAGCCUCGCGCUGCUCACUGCCACUCUCCUGCUGUCAGUCACCUCGCCUCUAUCCGCCUCUCCUGCUCUCAGCUCUCUCCCCCUUAACUCAUCCCUUCCAACUCCCCUCGUCUCCCUUUCUUCCGCCCACCCGUCACGCCGCCCAAUCCCGCCGCCCGACCCCGCCCCGUGCAGCAUCGCGGUGGGCGGCCUGGCCCUGUACGCAGUGAGUGGCAAGGAGCGUCUUGUUCUGGCAGACGCCACGUGGCGGGCCUGGACGUACGUGGCAGAUGCUGGUAACCACGCGGACAGCGAGGGGGUGGGGCCGCGCGUGGUGGCAGUGUGUGUGAGCAUCGGCGGCAUGCUGGUGUUUGCGCUCAUGGUGGGGCUCGUGUCCGAGGGCAUCUCGGAGAAGGUGGACUCGCUGCGCAAGGGCAAGAGCGACGUCAUCGAGCACAACCACACGCUCAUCCUCGGCUGGAGCGACAAGCUCGCGUCGCUGCUGAAGCAGCUGGCGGUGGCGAAUGAGAGCAUGGGGGGCGGGGUGGUGGUGGUGAUGGCGGAGCGCGACAAGGAGGAGAUGGAGAGUGAGAUCGCCAAGAUGGAGUUCGCCUUCAAAGGCACCUCCGUCAUCUGCAGGUCUGGUUCCCCUCUCGUGCUAGCGGACCUAAAGAAGGUGUCAGUGAGCACGGCGCGCUCCCUCAUAGUGCUGGCAGAGGCGGAGAACGCCGAUGCAGCAGAUGCGCGCGCGCUGAGAGUGGUGCUGUCGCUCACUGGCGUGCGCGAGGGGCUGCGAGGCCACAUUGUCGUCGAGCUCUCUGACCUCGAUAACGAGGCACUCGUGAAGAUGGUGGGCGGGCAGCAGGUGGAGACGGUGGUGGCUCACGACGUGAUCGGGCGGCUGAUGAUUCAGUGCGCGCGGCAGCCAGGGCUGGCGCAGAUAUGGGAGGCGCUGCUGGGGUUUGACAACUGCGAGUUCUACGUCAAGCACUGGCCGCAGCUGGCGGGCAGGCCCUUCAGUGACGUGCUCAUCUCGUUUCCCGAUGCCGUGCCGUGUGGAGUGCGCAUCGCCGGGGAUGGAGGGAGGAUCUGGCUCAACCCGGAUGACGACUACGUGCUGCAUCCCGACGAUGCAGUGUUGGUGGUGGCGGAGGAUGAUGACUCGUAUGCGCCCGGCCCGCUGCCGCACGUGCGCCAUGCCAUGCUGCCCGACGUCGUCGUGCCGCCCAAGCUGCCCGAAAAGAUUCUAUUCUGCGGAUGGCGGCGCGACAUUGACGACAUGAUUGUGGUGCUCGAGGCAUUUCUAGCGCGCGGGUCGGAGCUGUGGAUAUUCUGUGAGGUGCCGGUGGAGGAGAGGGAGGAGCGGCUGAUGGAGGGCGGGCUCAACCCGGGCGACCUGGAGAACGUGGCGCUCGUGCACCGCGUCGGCAAUGCUGUCAUUCGCCGCCACCUCGAGAGCCUCCCCCUCGAGACCUUUGACUCGAUCCUGAUUCUAGCGGACGAGGGCGUGGAGGACUCGGUGAUCAACUCUGACUCGCGCUCACUCGCCACGCUGCUGCUCAUCCGCGACAUCCAGUCCAAGCGCAUGCCCUACGAGGUCUGCUUCUCCGGCGCCCCUGCCCCCAGGUCCCCCCGCGCCACACGCAUCAUGCCUGGCGCUGCCGCUGCUGCCGCCGCCGCCGCCGCUGCUGCUUUCGCUGCUGGCGGCCUGGGAGCAGCAGCGUUGGGGGCAGGCGCAGGGGCAGGGGCGGGAUCAGGGGCGGAUGGUGCGAGUGGUCCCAGUGGAGGCGGUGGAAUGGGGAGUGCAAACGGGAAUGGGAAUGGGGGGUCGUGGAUUCGGCAGAUGCAGAAGGCGUCGCAGCAGUCAAUUGUCAUCUCCGAGAUUCUCGACUCGCGCACGCGCUCCCUCGUCGCCGUGUCUAAGAUCAGUGACUAUGUGCUCUCCAAUGAGCUCGUCUCCAUGGCCCUCGCCAUG
Messenger RNA from Closterium sp. Yama58-4, 2301 nucleotides. Lineage: Eukaryota; Viridiplantae; Streptophyta; Zygnematophyceae; Desmidiales; Closteriaceae. The record is from the annotation of a GenBank genome assembly.